This is a messenger RNA of Lactuca sativa (garden lettuce), 2079 nucleotides long. Lineage: Eukaryota; Viridiplantae; Streptophyta; Magnoliopsida; Asterales; Asteraceae. The record is from RefSeq and is a predicted model, not a curated record.
AUGUCAAAGAGAAAAUACGAAUCCGGUGCUUCAAAAAGGAAACGAAAAAUGCAAGAAGAAGCUUUUAUAGAUAAACAAAAAGGGUCGUUUUUAAAAUAUUUAACUACAAACAAAAACAUUGAUAAUGAACAACAACAAACUAAUGUUGAUUAUGAACAAGAACAAGCUAAUGUUAAUAAUAAUGAUCAUGAACCAACUAAUCUUGAAAAUGAUAAUGAACCAACUAAUACUGAAAAUGGUAAUGAACAAACUAAUAGUCAAAAUAAUAACGAACAAACUAAUAUUGAAUUUGAUAACGAACAAACUAAUAGUGAAAAUGAUAACGAUCAAAGUAAUAUUGAAAUUGAUAACGAACAAACUAAUAGUGAAGAUGAUAACACACCUUUAAACAUAUAUGAUCCAAGUAGAUGGAAUAAUAUUAGUACUAACUUAAGAGAUUUAAUCGUAGAAAAUGGUCCUAUUAAGAUUUAUGAUUUUAAAUUUCCAAAAGAUCAACAUUCAAGAAGCUUUAGUACAUCUCUUUAUAUGCAAAAAAUACCAAAUGGAGAAAAAUACGAACGAACAUGGUUGGUUUAUUCCAUAGAUGUAGAUAGAGUUUUUUGUUUUUGUUGUAAAUUAUUUAAUGUGAAUACAUCUACAUGUUCGUUAGCACAUAAAGGUAAUAAUGAUUGGAACAAUAUUUCUAGUAUAUUAAAAAGACAUGAAGCAAGUAAUGGACACAUUCUUAAUAUGAGGUCAUGGAUUGACUUAGAAACUAGAUUAGCAAAUAAUAAAACAAUUGACAAGCAAAUCCAAGAACAAAUAAAUAAAGAAAAAGAACAUUGGAAAAACGUGUUAAUAAGAAUCAUUGCUGUAGUAAAAACUUUAGGAAAAAAUAAUUUAGCAUUUCGUGGAACAAAUGAAAAGAUUUAUGAAGAAAAUAAUGAAUUUGAUCUUAUUAUGCAAGAACAUAUUAGGAGAAUUAAUGACAAUGAAAUUCAUAAUCAUUAUCUUGGACAUAAUAUGCAAAACGAACUUAUUAGUUUAUUAGGAGAAGAAGUUAAAACUAAAAUUAUUAAAAAAGUAAAAGAUGCUAAAUACUUUUCAAUAAUACUUGAUUGUACUCCUGAUACAAGUCAUAAGGAACAAAUGUCAAUUAUCUUACGAUGUUUAGAUCUUUCAACCACUCCAAUAGAAGUUAAGGAGUACUUUCUAGGAUUUUUAGUUGUAGAUAAUACAACCGGUAAAGGCUUAUAUGAUGCUAUAAUUGAUGAAAUUAAAAAUAUAGGACUAGAUAUAAAUGAUGUUAGGGGUCAAGGUUACGAUAAUGGUUCAAAUAUGAAAGGAAAACAUCAAGGUGUACAGAAACGAUUGUUAGAUAUUAACCCUAGAGCAUUCUACACUCCUUGUGGUUGUCAUAGUUUAAAUUUAGUAAUUUGUGAUAUGACUAAUUCGUGUGAAAAAGCUAGUGAAUUUUUUGGAGUUAUACAACGUAUAUAUACAAUAUUUGCUUCAUCAACUCAAAGGUGGAAAAUAUUACAAGAUAAUAUAUCAAACCUAACACUUAAAUCAUUAUCGCAAACUCGUUGGGAAAGUAGGGUAGAAAGUGUAAAAGCAAUUAGAUUUCAAGCACCACAAUUAAGAAAAGCACUUUUACAAUUAUCUAAAAAUUAUGGAGAUCCAAAAAUUAAAAGUGAGGCUAAAUGUUUAGCUACAUAUGAACUUGAAAACUAUGAAUUUUUAUUAGGAAUGAUUAUUUGGUAUGAUGUUUUGUUUGCUAUUAACACUGUUAGUAAAAGCUUGCAAUCAAAUGAUAUGUGUAUCGAUGAUGCUAUAGAUCAACUAAAUGGACUUUUGUGUUUCUUUGAAGAAUAUAGAGAAAACGGAUUUGAAAAGGCUUUAGAUUAUGCAAAAGAAUUGGCUUUAGAAAUGAAUGUAAAACUAGAAUUUCGUGAAAAGCGUAUCAUUCAAAGAAAUAGACGAUAUGAUGAAAAUGUUGCUAAUGAAACUAUUAAAACUCUUAUUCAGUUAUUUAAAACUGAUUACUUUUUAUAUAUAGUAGAUAAAGCCAUUACUUCACUUAAAAUAUGGAAAAAUUAA